AUGCUGACCCGUAUCAAUCAAGCAGACUUCAAGUGCGUCAUGACCGCGAUGGAUCUGGACCACCAACUGUCGGACACGAGCCGUGCGGCGAAGGAAGCUGAGCCCGAAGUCUGGGCGGAGCUCCGCUCGGACCCUGGGCCUGAGCGAAGAUCGUCUGAGACCCGAGAUCUGAGCCUCGAGUGCGAUGACCGGAGUCCCCGCUCAAGUCGAGGAGCUGAGCGGAACCUGGUGGAGCGUGGGUUCGACCUCCCCGGUGGUUAUGGAGCCGUUGCCCAAGGUGUCGAGCUGAGUCGAGGAGCAGGCGUCCGAGCGAGAGUCUUCACCCAGGUCGACAAGCUGAGCGGAGUGACGUGGAGUCCGAGCCCAGCCUCGGAUGUGAAGUUUGAAGUCUUUGCCCAAGUCGAGAAGCCGAGCGGAGUGUUGCAGACAUGA
Molecule: messenger RNA, 432 nt
Organism: Phytophthora sojae
Lineage: Eukaryota; Oomycota; Peronosporomycetes; Peronosporales; Peronosporaceae
Exons: 3
Coding region: 1-432 (143 amino acids)
Source: RefSeq, a predicted model, not a curated record